This is a messenger RNA of Rubroshorea leprosula, 1360 nucleotides long. Lineage: Eukaryota; Viridiplantae; Streptophyta; Magnoliopsida; Malvales; Dipterocarpaceae. The record is from the annotation of a GenBank genome assembly.
ACACCGCCGGCGCUCCCCUCCCUCUUUGCUGUGUACGAUCGCCGGCGUUGCUUUGUUGCUUUGUUGCUCUCUGCUUUCUGCAGCUGUUGAUCUGCAGCCCUCACCGAACCUGCUCUCUGCCUUCUGCUAAUGCACUCUCGCCGGAGCUGCUCUCUGCUCUCUGUUCUCAUCGAACCGAAGCUGCUAUCUGCCUUCUCCUGAUCUACUUUCUGCUCUCUGCCUUUUGCUGAUUUGCUCUCACCGGAGCGGCUCUGCUUUAUGCUGAUCUACUCUCACCGGAGCUGCUCUCUGCGUCUGCUGAUCUGCUCUCAUCAGAAGUUCGGAACUGCUUUUUGUUGAUACUUUCUUUCACUGCAGUUCAUAGACCCUGCUUUCUGCUGUUCUGCUCUCACCGGCACUUGUCUCUGCUCUCACCGGCGCUUGUCUCUGCUCUCACCGAUGCCGGUCACCUUUUGUGUGCCUCCUGUUCUAAAAUUGGCCUUCACUGCUUCUUCACAGCUCACACUUCACAUUCACAGCUUCUCCCACCCGAGUACAGAUCCUGGGUUCUCCUUUGCACCAGAUUUUGCUCCUGCUCCUGCUCUUGCUUCUCCACGGAAGAAGACGACAAAGGAGAAGCAGAGUCAUCAUCACCAUCGUCGCCGCUGAUCUUGGGAGGAAAGGGAAGGGUUUGAGAAAAACCCAGAUCUGGGUUUGCUAGUUGCCCUGUUUGGCAUCUUGUUUUCUUUUGAUUUUGAUUGUGAGCAAUUUUGAGUGGUCAGCUUUUGUUUUCAUUUUUAUUUUCUCAGAAACCAAACAUAUGAUUGUGGAAUUGAAAUGCACAUUUAUUUUCAUCACAGAGUUUGGUGGGUUUGAGAAAAACCCAAAGUUUGGUGGGUUUGAGGAGCUUGAGGCGCUGGUGGAUGUGGAGAAUAUUGGGUCGCAGAGGGUGCUGGAGAAGGCUGGGUUUACAAGGGAAGGGGUUUCGAGGAAGUGUUAUAUAUGCUCAAGGGAAGAACAAGAGAACCCAGAUCUGGGUUUUUUUCGAACCCAGAUCUGGGUUUUUCUGGAACCCAGAUCUGGGUUUUUCUGGAACCCAGAUCUGGGUUUUUCUCGAACCCAUAUCUGGAGAGGAAGAAGAAGGGAGAAGAGAGAGCAAAAGAAUAAGAAGAAGGAAGAAGAAGGAUGAGUAGGAAAUCUGGGUUUACCUUGCUUUUUUUUUUUCUUUUUUGAGCUGCUGGAUUUUUCGAAGUUGCUGGUUUGCUUGGAGCUUGGAGGAGAUGCAGGAGAAAGAAGAAAGGAAGGUUGGAGGAUGAGGAUGAGGGCAUUUAAGUAAUUUUAUUUUUUUAAUGUAUUAACUAAUUAAAAAAAUGGGAGUUUU